GUUGGCCGGCCCCAGAAUGAGAGUUCCCAUGGUUCCAUCCAGACACUCGACGACCCAAUAACUCACAGCCCACCAAGCCUAGCACAGACACCGACUCUUCCUGCCAGUCACCGCCACUCAGACAGCUGUCUCCCCAUCUGCUCUUCAUAUCUCAUUCAUCAUCUCUCAGACCUUGUUUACUCUCCUUACCUGACCCUCAUCUCAGCUCGAAACCCCUCUGCAAUGUAAAAGGAUACGCCCUCGACGAGUGUUCGUUUCUCUCUACACCUCAAGUAAUAACACCUGGCCGUGUCCUUCUCUCACACCUUUACCGUCUCGACGACGACCGUUCCUUGCAGCAUUCCUCGUUGUCACCCGGCGACCCCCGCUGAUCUCUCUGAACCUCCCCCGCCCCCAGUACCUACAGCAUUGGACUCGACCACGUUCAACGCAAUUCCUAUAAUCCUUCUAUACCUCUGAGCCGUUGGUGGCUGUCAAGAUCCCAAGAGACCAUUGGACAUUCUCGCUGUCGAGUCUCGCCGUCAACCUCGGCCUGAAUUGUUGGACCUUUGUUGGUGGUGUCAUUGGACAAGUCAUACACCCACCACAACAACAAAGGAGGAACUUCUUUGACAACAAUACACACCCACUGAUCAUUCCACUGUCAAGUGAAAGCAUACUCGGUGGCAAGAGUGUACGGUUGCCUAUUGUCCAUUAGGCAUCGUUGAUCUCCACAGGCCUGACAACACCUUCAUUCUCCUGCCUUCAGCUUCGCCUACUUGACGACUUCUCUCUUAUCCCUUCAUAACGAUACCUACACUCUUUUUGGCCUCCUUGCCGGAACCAGUCCUGAUCUCCUCGACUAUGACUCAAUAACUCUACGCUCCCUACGCCUGUUGCUUGUUCGACUGAACAACGAGCCUCGAGGCUCUGCGUCAUCGUUCACAACCAAUUUCCUUUUGUUCCUAACGCUAUCGACGACCCUUAUCUAUUCUAUGAGCCUCUGAUCACACACGACGACUAGGAGUUCCGCGGUGUUGCUUUCUCUCUCUCUCACAUGACACGGAUGGUUGAAGCUGUGAACUUCUACGGCGGAUCUAUGCUUGGUGUCCUGGUCUCGUUACUCGACCUUGUCUUCUACAAUUGAGCACAGCUGCUCACGACAUAUCCUCAUACCUGUUCAUACUCUCUUGUACAGACUUCAACUGGACUAUAUCUCUCGUCUCUAUUCGGAACUCAAAAGUUCUUGUCAUUUGGGCCAGCAGAAGGAAAGGCUGUUGGGUCGCCUGAAGGGGUCUGUACACGUCACCCCACCUACAAGGCCAGCCAUGGAGUGCAUGAAAGAUGGUUUCCGCAAGGAUCAGAUUCUCGAUGGAAGAUUCCGUACCAUUGCCCCUCUCAAUCACGGGUCCUUUGGGAUGGUCUUCCUGGCGGAGGAUACUCACACUGGAGAAGAAGUGGCCAUUAAAUGCUUGACGAAGCCCACCGUUGCCAAUCAAACAUCCUCCGCAUUGACUCCCGAUGAGGGUGCGGAAGAACUGGCGUGCCAUGCAAUUCUCAAACAUCAUCCUCACUUGGUCAACCUCAUUCACCACUUCGACACGGAAGCCCAUACCUACCUGGUCUUGGAAUACUGUGCUCAAGGCGACCUGUACGAGGCCAUUCGACUUGACCGUGGACCUCUGCAGACUGAACAUGUUCGACGCUUCAUGUUGCAGCUCAUCAGUGCGGUGCAACACAUGCACGCCAAUGGGUUGUAUCAUCGAGACAUCAAACCGGAGAACAUCUUUCUCACUGAGGACGGCUCAAUGAAGCUUGGUGACUUUGGCUUGGCCACCAGAAGCCUUUGGUCCUACGAGUCUAGCGUUGGAAGUGACCGAUACAUGGCACCGGAACAGUAUGAUCCUACCAACAUUGGUUACUCUCCAGCAAAGGCCGACAUCUGGUCCAUUGGUAUCUGCCUGCUCAAUGUCUUGUUCGCCAGAAACCCCUUUGUGGUGCCUACCGAAUCUGAUGUGCUCUUUGCCGACUAUACUCGAGAUCGUCAAUCUUUAUUCGACAUUUUCCCCAGCAUGUCACAGGAUACGUUUGACAUCUUGUCGAUUGCUAUGGCCUUGGACCCUGCAAAGCGCGACCUCGGUGCUCUGAAACAAGCCAUCCUCCGUGCAGUGACUUUCACCACCGACGACGAGUCCUUUGAUGAAUUCUGCGCCGAAGAGCGCGAUGUGGUACGUGCAAGCGCCAAUCGCGAACCACUACGCACUCCUUCGAUCCAGAGCCCUCACAUGGAUGGCGAGUCGUUCCCUUGGGCCAAGGCGUUGCACUCUCCCAACCGAAAGCAGCAGCAACUGGCCUCAAUUCCGGAUACGUACGAAGAGGAUAUGUUCUCUGACAAGGGCCUCAAACUUGGUGAAUCAUGGUACUCUGGUCUUAACAACACCCCUUCAUUGGCAUCGGUUCUCGAUUCGGCAUAUGGCUCCUUCAAGUCACUGGCCAUCAAGCGUCCGAGUCAUCGUAACCCACCUCGACCCGACCCUGUUCCGAUCCCGAACUCCCUGCCCUCUCGUCCAUCUCGACCUAUCCCUACCAUGUCAUCAGUCUUUGGGAAGAAGGAUGAUACUGUGGCCAAGAGUUGGAGCGACAUGUUUGAAGAAGAUGAGGAAGAGUCGGAGCGUGAGGUGGAGUUGACGUUGAGACGUGGACAAAACAGUCGAAGCUGGAGUGAAGACAGCCACAAGCCGUUGCCUGUUCCUCAUGGUGUUCUCACCGAAUCCAGGUCAUCCAGCAACGCACGCCGUAGUCGGACGCCCAAGCCUCUCUCCCCGAUCAAGACGACCCACGGCUCCAAGGAGAACGAUCCCUUUGCGUGGCGUGUCCGCACCCCUCGACAAUCUCCCAACCAUGUAGCCGCCGACAAGUGGGCUGCACUGGGCAACAAGAGGCGUGGCUUCCAGUCCGAGUCUGACAACAACACCCAGCCUUGGAGCAGCAAGAAACGAUCUUUUACUACAGGGUCUCGCAAAAGACCAAUAUCGGGUCUUGGAUUCGAUCAUCAAACUUGUCAUGGACGUGAUAGCCGAAACAAGGCACGUCCGGCGUACUUGAAUCAGGAUUGGCGUCAGGCCAAGGUGGUCGACUCAUCGACGGAUGAAGAUGAGCAUGAGUGGGUUGGAGGUUGGCAUAACUUCCAUUUGUGAUUCUAUGAGCAUUACCUGUUUGCUGAGCUUUUGCUGAACUUUGUGUGGACCGGUCGACAUGAUUCAAAGGGGAUUUACUGGGCUUGUUUUUGUUGGUGGUUGUGGAAAAAGAAAACCCAAAAACACCACGUCUUUGCACAUACUCCGAAACUUCUACCCUCGCUUUUGUCUGGAUUGGGACCUUGACACUGAUGACUUUUAUGGGAUCUGCCCUGCUUGAGACGAGGUGUCAACGGAGUGUACCAACAGUGUUUUCAUCAGAAACUGGGGACAAAGGCAUUGGGGUUACCGUUGGGUGAAUGGAGUAUGUUGUGCUCGAAAACCGUUUUCUACAUUUCUACAUCAACAAGGACAGCAUUAUAGGAUUAGGAUUGGGGGUUUCGUUGAAGAUUCGGCGGGUUCACCACUUCGAGGUUUGGAGAAAGCGACAAAAAAGAGGCUGCGCUCUGCUGAAUUCACAUCAAUUCUCCUGGAGAUGGAUGACUUGCUUUUUGAGCUUGUCACCCAGCGGCGACAAAGUAGCUAGAUUGAUUACUUUAUAAUGCCAGCCAAAGACAAAGACCUGUUUGGCAUGGACAUGUUUUGAGAAUGGAGAAUCUUAACCCUCUCA
Messenger RNA from Exophiala xenobiotica, 3786 nucleotides. RefSeq lists its product as uncharacterized. The coding region runs from base 1308 to 3176 and encodes 622 amino acids. Gene Ontology annotation, biological process: autophagy; peptidyl-serine phosphorylation. NCBI's taxonomy places the organism in Eukaryota, Fungi, Ascomycota, Eurotiomycetes, Chaetothyriales, Herpotrichiellaceae. The record is from RefSeq and is a predicted model, not a curated record. The transcript has a single exon. Gene Ontology annotation, cellular component: cytoplasm. Gene Ontology annotation, molecular function: ATP binding; protein serine/threonine kinase activity.